Messenger RNA from Rattus rattus (black rat), 3358 nucleotides. RefSeq names its product pre-mRNA processing factor 39 (gene Prpf39). Gene Ontology annotation, molecular function: protein binding. The record is from RefSeq and is a predicted model, not a curated record. The transcript has 14 exons. Gene Ontology annotation, biological process: RNA processing; mRNA 5'-splice site recognition. Gene Ontology annotation, cellular component: commitment complex; U2-type prespliceosome; U1 snRNP. The coding region runs from base 1031 to 2671 and encodes 546 amino acids. Lineage: Eukaryota; Metazoa; Chordata; Mammalia; Rodentia; Muridae.
GGCGGUGGCGGUGGCAGCGGCGCUUGUGGUGGUGGCUGCGGUAGCUGAGUGAACUGAAGCAUUGGCAAGCUCAUCUUUGGCGAUCUUGGCCCUGGCUUCGGCUCAUGGCACCGAGAAGCAUCCAUCGUAAGAUCAUUAACUGAAGACCAAAUAAAUAGCUAUGCAAAAUUCCCACAUGGAUGAGUACAGGAACUCUGAUAAUGGCAGCACAGGCAACAGUUCAGAGGUAGUGAUAGAGCAUCCAGAUUUUAGUACUGAGAUUAUGAACGUUACGGAGAUGGAGCAGUCGCCUGAUGCCUCUCCCAGCGCACAUGUAUCUACAGAAGAAAACGAAAUGGCAAAUGCUGUGGACCUUCCAGUGACAGAAACAGAAGGAAACUUCCCUCCAGAGUUUGAAAAAUUUUGGAAAACAGUAGAAACGAAUCCUCAGGAUUUUACAGGAUGGGUAUAUUUGCUUCAGUAUGUAGAACAGGAGAAUCACUUGAUGGCUGCCAGAAAAGCAUUUGACAAAUUUUUCAUACAUUACCCGUAUUGCUAUGGUUACUGGAAAAAGUAUGCAGACCUUGAAAAGCGACAUGACAACAUUAAACAAUCAGAUGAGGUGCGUAUAUCAAUGAAUACAGUUUUCUCUGUUAGGUACUGUAAGCCAAUUAAUAACAAAACAGACUUUCUUUUUCUGGCUGGCAGUACCUACCAUUUAUGGUCAAACUUUUUUUAUAGGGUAUUUUAUUUGCAUUUGUCACUAUUGUGGCAUUUGUAGCUAAUAUUUUCUCUCUUUGUUGGCAGGUGCGUUAAACUUCUACAGUUUGUCAAGCUUUGCAGUGCAAGCCUCUGUAUUACACUGCAGCUUAACAAGUAGGGCAGGGCUUUUCUCUCACAUUUAUUUCUCAUUUUCCAAACAAUAUAGUUGGUUUGCUAGUCACAUUUGCUACGUCUUAUUGCAUUUUUGGUCAGACGCUGUCAUUGAUGCUCUAAUGGGUCUGUGCCCUAUGGUCUGUAACCCAAAGCCUGCCCACACAACCCGGUCAGAAUGCAGGGACUGCUGCGCUUUGAAGAUCAAGACUCUGCACGUGGGGAUCAGAACAUUGCCAUGUUCUAUCCAACCUCCACCCAAAUGGUUUAUCGACGGGGGCUUCAGGCAAUACCUCUUAGUGUUGAUCUUUGGAUACAUUAUAUAAACUUCUUAAAAGAAACAUUGGACCCUGGUGAUCCUGAGACAAACAGUACAAUAAGAGGAACUUUUGAGCAUGCUGUUCUAGCUGCAGGAACGGAUUUUCGAUCUGACAAAUUAUGGGAAAUGUAUAUAAACUGGGAGAAUGAACAGGGAAAUCUGAGAGAAGUUACAGCUGUAUACGAUCGUAUUCUUGGUAUUCCAACCCAGCUGUACAGUCAUCAUUUUCAGAGAUUUAAAGAACAUGUGCAAAAUAACUUGCCUAGAGAUCUUUUAACUGGUGAACAGUUUAUUCAGUUGAGAAGGGAAUUAGCUUCUGUAAAUGGACACAAUGGUGAUGACGGACCUCCUGGUGAUGACCUUCCAUCAGGAAUUGAAGACAUAACUGAUCCAGCAAAGCUAAUUACUGAAAUAGAAAACAUGAGACAUAGAAUCAUUGAAAUUCAUCAAGAAAUGUUUAAUUAUAAUGAGCAUGAAGUUAGUAAGAGGUGGACAUUUGAAGAAGGUAUUAAAAGACCUUAUUUUCAUGUGAAACCACUGGAAAAGGCUCAGCUAAAAAACUGGAAAGAAUACUUAGAAUUUGAAAUUGAAAAUGGGACUCAUGAAAGAGUCGUGGUUCUCUUUGAAAGAUGUGUCAUAUCUUGUGCCCUCUAUGAGGAGUUUUGGAUUAAGUAUGCCAAGUACAUGGAAAACCAUAGCAUUGAAGGAGUGAGGCAUGUCUUCAGCAGAGCUUGUACUGUUCAUCUCCCAAAGAAGCCCAUGGCACACAUGCUUUGGGCAGCUUUUGAGGAACAACAGGGGAAUAUUAAUGAAGCCAGGAUUAUCUUGAGAACGUUUGAAGAAUGUGUUCUAGGAUUGGCAAUGGUUCGAUUGCGAAGAGUUAGUUUAGAACGACGGCAUGGAAAUAUGGAAGAAGCUGAACAUUUGCUUCAAGACGCUAUAAAGAAUGCCAAAUCAAAUAAUGAGUCAUCAUUUUAUGCUAUCAAACUAGCCCGACAUCUUUUCAAAAUACAGAAAAACCUUCCAAAAUCAAGAAAGGUACUUUUGGAAGCAAUCGAAAAAGAUAAGGAAAACACAAAGUUAUACCUCAAUUUACUUGAAAUGGAAUACAGUUGUGACCUCAAGCAAAAUGAAGAAAAUAUCCUCAAUUGCUUUGACAAAGCCAUACAUGGUUCAUUGCCUAUUAAAAUGAGAAUUACAUUUUCUCAAAGAAAAGUGGAAUUCCUUGAAGAUUUUGGCUCAGAUGUUAAUAAGCUUCUGAAUGCAUAUGAUGAACAUCAAACACUUCUAAAAGAACAGGACACUUUAAAAAGGAAAGCUGAAAAUGGCUCAGAAGAACCAGAAGAAAAGAAAGCACACACAGAAGAUAUAUCAUCAGCACAGAUCAUCGAUGGGGAUUUACAGGCAAAUCAAGCUGCAUAUAAUUACAGUGCCUGGUAUCAGUACAAUUAUCAGAAUCCCUGGAAUUACGGACAGUAUUAUCCUCCACCUCCAACCUGAAGGGAAUACGUAAAUUUCAGAUGGCUUAUAUAAGAUAAUGUGGAACUAUUUUUUUUGAAGGAUGUAAAACAUAGUAUAAGCUUGUUGUAUUUGAUAAUUUGUCUUCCCAGUUUCUGUGUAACAUUUAUUUAGUUAAUAGCAGGAAAUGUCAAUUAAUAGUGUAUCAUAGAAAUUUUCCUACCAUUUUUAAAAUUUACUUUUUAUUGAAGAACUAUUUUUUUUAUUUUUAUUUUUUAUUUUAUUGUAUCUUUUUGCAUUAAAUGGUCUAGAAUUCUUUUGCAGCUCAUGCAGGAGAUUUGUAGCCUUAACUGUAGGGGGAAAACUGACUGUAAAUCAUGUCAGUUAAAAAAGAUUUUUUGGGGGAAAAAAAAGGGCUGGUUAUUGAGAAUCUUGCCUCCUAUAAAAACAGACUUUUGAAAAAUUGACUUUUAACCUUAAACCCCAAGGUUAUGUAUAUGUUUUGAUUAUACUGGGGAAUUUGGCUCUAACUGCAGGAUAGAUGAACUGUUGACAUGCACUGCCUUUGACUAGAUAAUAAUGGAGAAAGUGUAAUGUCAGCUUCCCCUUAAGAAAUGAAAUAUCAAAGUGUUUUAGAGUUUGUAUCUAGAAUAUUCAUGUAAAACUUAUGAGCAAGCUUUCAUUUUGAUCAAAUUUACCAUUUUUGUAAUAAAAAUUAAGACUCAUGCA